Molecule: messenger RNA, 1395 nt
Organism: Penicillium cinerascens
Lineage: Eukaryota; Fungi; Ascomycota; Eurotiomycetes; Eurotiales; Aspergillaceae
Product: RPAP1 family protein
Exons: 1
Coding region: 1-1395 (464 amino acids)
Biological process (GO): transcription by RNA polymerase II
Cellular component (GO): nucleus
Source: RefSeq, a predicted model, not a curated record
AUGGCUUUCCCCGGCGAGCGUUUCGUCCUUGAUCUGGAUGACGAGCCUCCUGAGGAGACUACUCCCUCUCCAUUUGACCUCAUAGGGGAGAUCCGUGAGAGGGAGCCGACCUCCGCCAACUCGCCCGCGCCCGCCCCUCCGACGCCCACCGCUUCUUCCACCGGAUUUCCCGCGCACCGACGACGCAAUAAACCGUCCUCCUUCAAACAGCGACGAGCGCAACAGGAGCAGGCAGCUGCACCGAGCACAGAACCAUCACCGCAAUCUGCCCAAGAUGACAAGAAAGCCAUCGCGGAGGAGAACCGGCGGCAUCUGGCGUCCAUGUCGGAGGCGCAGAUUCAGCAUGAGCGGGAGGAAUUGAUGGCGUCGAUGGACCAAGGGCUGUUAGAACGCUUCCUCCGUCGAGCCAAGAUUGAUGAUGGGCAGGACAGCUACGAAGAGCCCAAAGCGGCACCCGCAUCAGAAGGAUCGGGGCCAUCAAAACCAAAGAAGUCUGUUUCCUUCGACAUCCCGGCCCUAGCACCCGAACCUUCCUCAAAACCACCUACCCAGGCGGCAGAAUUGCCUGAAAGGUCCAACAAGCCGCGUGGACGUGAUGAUGCCGCCCCUGCACAAACCCCAGCCGACCUCCAUCCCGCCUCAGAGCGGCCCUCCCUCGACCCAGCCAUGAUCGAGCCCUUUCACUUCCCGCAACCGAAAAAUCCAAUGCCAACACUAGAUCCAUCGUCACCGAAUUUUCUCUCAGAUCUCCAAUCCCACUACUUCCCCGAGAUAUCCCACGAUCCCACCGCGCUCUCUUGGCUCCAACCCCCGCCAGAUGACGAAGAAGAUCCCGACUCGACCUCAGCCUACCACCCGGCCAGCAGCGCCAUCUCCGUUGCACCAUCCGCAAUCCGCUUCUCGCUACGUGGAGCCAUCAUCGCUCCCAAUACAUCUCUCUCCCUCCCGACAACCCUUGGCCUCCACCACCACGGUGAAGACCCCCAUGCGGCAGGAUAUACGAUCCCGGAGCUGGCAAUCCUCUCACGCUCCACAUUUCCCGCUCAACGCUGUGUAGCUUGGCAGGUUCUCGGACGGAUCCUGUUCCGUCUUGGCCGUGACGAGUUCGGUGAGCGUGGUGGACAGCUAUCAGAGGGAUUGUGGUUCGUCAUUGAGAAAGAAGGUGUCGUUGGCGGCAUGUUAGCCGAGGCGGAGGGUGUACAGGAUCCCAGUAAGAGCCAGUCUGGAAAGGACGAGAAGAAAGAUGAAAGUAGUUCGAGCACUGUACCUCUGGCCUCGGGUAUUGGACGGCAUGCGAGUGCAACGGCGUGGGCAACUGAAGGUGUUUGGCUGUGGCAGAAGGGCGGCGGCGGAGAUCGAGGAUUGUUGAAGGAGGGCCAGACUCGGCCGCGGUAG